Neoarthrinium moseri is the source of this 966-nucleotide messenger RNA. RefSeq lists its product as uncharacterized. The transcript has a single exon. Gene Ontology annotation, cellular component: mitochondrion. The record is from RefSeq and is a predicted model, not a curated record. Gene Ontology annotation, biological process: fatty acid beta-oxidation. The coding region runs from base 1 to 966 and encodes 321 amino acids. NCBI's taxonomy places the organism in Eukaryota, Fungi, Ascomycota, Sordariomycetes, Amphisphaeriales, Apiosporaceae. Gene Ontology annotation, molecular function: enoyl-CoA hydratase activity.
AUGUCUGCACCUGCCACAUCGUCGCCGAACGAUCCAGAGCUGCCUAUUUGGUUGCAUGAUGCACCACCCCCGGUAGCCGACACUAUUGUAUCGUUCCCAGCACCUCACAUAUUGUUGGUGACGCUGAAUCGUCCAAAAGCACUCAAUGCAAUCCCAAGACCUCAACACUUCGCUUUGGAGCGACUCUGGGGUUGGUACGACGACCAGCCUCCGCUGCGGUGCGCCAUCAUCACAGGUGCUGGGCGGGCCUUCAGUGCGGGAGCUGAUCUCAAGGAGUGGCGCGAUAUCAACUCGGCAUGGGGCCCUGCGGCCCAGCAGAGCGGUGGUACGUCGGCAGUCACAUCUCGGAGUGAGGAAACGAGCGAUGGUGGUAAUCAGCCAGGGCAGAACAAGCCCGACGUGCGGCUCCCCCGCGGCGGCUUCGGAGGGAUGGCCAACCGGGGCGGCAAGAAGCCCAUACUUGCUGCCGUCAACGGUCUCUGCUACGGCGGCGGCUUUGAGAUGGUGAUCAACUGCGACAUGGUCAUUGCGGCCAUGUCGGCCAAGUUCAGCCUGCCGGAAGUGACAGUUGGCGUGAUUGCCAUUACUGGCGGGCUUCUCAGGCUGACGAGAAGCGUGGGGCGCCAGAGGGCGAUGGAAAUGGCAUUGGGUGGCAAGUCAUACACAGCGGAGCAGAUGGAAGCCUGGGGCUUGGUCAAUGAGGUGGUACCAGACGGCGGCGACGGGCCGACCGUGCUGGAGAAGGCACUGGAAUGGGCGAGAUGCAUUGCGGGUAACAGCCCAGAUGCCGUCAUCGUCAGUCGUGAAAGCCUGAAACUGAGUUGGGAAGGCGUAGGCCCGGAGGAGGCGACGGAUGUAAUCCUCAACGGUUGGUACAAGCGCGUAGAUUUGGGUAUGAACAUGAUUGAGGGUGUCAACAGUUUCCUAGAGAAGCGAAAGCCGGUUUGGAAGGACACGGAGCUGUGA